Molecule: messenger RNA, 1042 nt
Organism: Prosopis cineraria
Lineage: Eukaryota; Viridiplantae; Streptophyta; Magnoliopsida; Fabales; Fabaceae
Product: auxin-responsive protein IAA17-like
Exons: 5
Coding region: 146-715 (189 amino acids)
Biological process (GO): regulation of DNA-templated transcription
Cellular component (GO): nucleus
Molecular function (GO): protein binding
Source: RefSeq, a predicted model, not a curated record
CCAGAGGACGCACUAUUUUCCACUCGCGGGUCAUAAAGGCAAAACCAUAUAGGAUUCCCCGACAAAGAAAAAAGAUCACACGCUCCUCAACUUUGAACGUUGACAAGACUCCACCCACGCCGGCGGUGAUCGUUGAACCGGAAAGAUGUCAUCGGAGAGUACUACAACCACCCGCUCCUCCCAGCCGGACGCCGCGGAGUUGAACCUGAAGGAUACAGAACUCACCCUCGGCCUUCCCGGCGCCAAUAAUAAUACCACCAGCUCUAAACGUGCCUUCUCAGAAACCAACAUCUUUGGCUCAACCUCGUCCUCAACUAGUACCCCACCACCUAAGACACAGGCGGUGGGGUGGCCGCCGGUGAGGGCGAGUAGGAAGAACGUGUUGAAGAGCUGCAAAUUUGUGAAGGUGGCGGUGGACGGAGCUCCAUAUCUGAGGAAGGUAGAUCUUGAGAAGUAUGAGAGCUAUGAUCAGCUGCUCACGAGUUUGGAGGCCAUGUUUGGUUCCUUGACAAUUCGCAAUCAUUUGAAUGAGAGGAAGAUGAUGGACCUGGGAAAUGGGGCAGAGUACGUGCCUACGUAUGAGGACAGAGAUGGCGACUGGAUGCUUGUGGGAGAUGUACCUUGGAAGAUGUUUGUUGAAUCCUGCAAAAGAAUCAGGUUGAUGAUAAAGUCAGAAGCUACUGGCUUAGUGCAGAAAUUGGGAGAAGAGGGUUGAAGUUGGAAGAGAAAAAGUGUAGUAAUUAAUUAAUAAAGUGUUUGGCGUUUUGGAGAGUCGGUAGCUGUACAGAAGUGCUCUUGAUAAGAGACCAGUCAAGAGAAGAAGAGAAUAGCUAAUAAGAGAAGGUUUAGCUGUAAUUUACGACGAUGCCCUUCCCCCAGUUUUGUAGGUGUUACUUGUUAGGCAAGUUUUCUACGAGGAUGUUGGAUCAGGCCAUAAUGUAACAGCUCAUGCUUGACAUCUCAUUUAUGUAAUCAAUAGACCUUAUUAAUUUCUUUUAUUUUCUGAGAAUACUAUACAUCAGUGAGAUCGACUUUGCUCCAA